Messenger RNA from Fopius arisanus, 1264 nucleotides. RefSeq lists its product as uncharacterized. The transcript has 3 exons. The record is from RefSeq and is a predicted model, not a curated record. Lineage: Eukaryota; Metazoa; Arthropoda; Insecta; Hymenoptera; Braconidae. The coding region runs from base 24 to 1178 and encodes 384 amino acids.
GAACUCCUCGAAAAUCAGUAAAAAUGAAUUUUUCAACAAUGCAACAGCCAAAUCACUCAAUGCCGGACGGAGAGUUCAAUUACUAUUAUUUGAGAAAAUUAGAAUUCCCACAUUGUGCGAAAGAAGCUCUGAUUGCAGUAGCGAAAAUGCCAAGAGCCGCUAAUUCAACAGCUUACAGACAAAUUCAACUUCAAACCGAAUUGAUAAAUGAAUUUGUUUUCGGUGAAAUUGAAAAAUUGAAGCAGCAGAAGAAGACUCGAGCCCUCCAGGAAUUCCAGUUGAUCGAAGUUCUGAGUGAAUUUUUCAGAAAUCCAGAUCACAGUGCAGCUGUGAGAAAUGCAAUUUUUCUGCUUCUGUUUCCAGCUGAAUAUCCUAGAUACGAAAUUUUAGGUAAUUUGGUGUCAAUGGCGAUUGCCACACAGAAUCGAGAGGUGUUGGACUCUUCGGGGAUGUGGAUACAGCAGCUGGGAUCAACCUCAGCCCAGAGCGUUGAUUUAGCAAAGCACAUUCUCGACGAUUACUUCGUGUACACACCGAAUUCCAUUAAUAAAUUGAAUAAACUACCAGUUCUGGUGCCUCAUUUCACCGCCAAUCUGCUCACAGCUAUUGGAGAAGUCUACAAACUCGAGGAUCCACCGAAUAAAUUAUUGAAACUUGCUGGAGACUGGAUAGACGAUAAUCCAGGACUCCUGGCGACUCCACUGAUGGACAAUCCAGCGUUGCCUCUGGGGGGCAUUCCCAUGACACCCAUUACACCCAUCGCAGGACUUUUCAGAUGGUGUAUAUUGAGUCCAGCUCGAUCAAAACCAGACAAUGCAGAUACUAUAGUAAUAGACGAACGAGAUCAAUUUUAUUCGAAGAUCCAGCAGCUACUGAUGGACGCUGUUUUGAGAUUAAAGAACAGUGGAAGCAAUAAACACGCCAUUUCCGCUCAACAUUUGGCGCAAACGACUAGAGCUUUGACAACAUUAUUAGAAGAGCCUGAAACCGUUGAAAAUAAACCGCGGAGAGAUCUGGGUAUGGAGAGAUUAGCGCAGGCAGUCAGUACCGCAAUGUCUGCUAAUUGUAUUUAUGGAAACAAACAGGAAUUACUGGCUCUUCUACAACCCCUUGCAUGCAGACACUUCCUCAUCGAGUGGACAUUAAUAACGUACGGGAGCAAAGGAGCUGUAGUAUAACAAAUAUUUUAAUACAUUAUAUAUUUUUGUACAAAAAAACUCUACAAUAUUCAUCCGAAGGGUUUAAAAGUCCUCUUUGUUUUUAA